AUGUAUGGCAAGUGCGGGCAUUUGGACGAUGCCAAGGCUGUGUUCCAAAGCCUUGACGCGAGUAAGAGGAGCUCUCUCUCGUGGAGCGCGCUCAUCACGGCUCACGGCUCAUGUGGAUCAAUCGGAGGGGCUGUUGGCCUGCUGAACGAGAUGGAGGAGCAGGGAAUUCUCCCGGAUCAAACCGCCCUCUUGCCAGCGCUCAAUCUUUGCCCCACACACGGCGCUCUCGCAGGGGGCAUUGUGGUACACAAAAUAAUAGCGGAUCGUGGGCUGGAGAAGAAUGUGAUAAUCUCAAAUGAGAUUAUCAACAUGUAUGGAAAAUGCAGCCAAAUCGACCAAGCCAGAGCUUUCUUAGAUAGAAUGUAUUUCCGAAACACAGGGUCUUGGAACGCCAUUGUUUCAGCAUAUGCCCAAAAUGGGCAUCAGUCGGAUGCAGUGAAAAUGCUCUUUGUCAUGCAGCUCGAGGGCGUCAAGAUUGGAAAAAUCGGAUUCGUUACACUCCUCAAGGCUUGCUGCGGCCCAAUGUUCCUGAAGACCGGCAGACUCAUUCACUCUUGUCUUCCGGAGGAUGUUCUCCAUGAGACGGACGUCACAGCCGGAACGAGCCUUGUUCAUAUGUAUGCAAAGUGUGGCAGCCUUGCGGAAGCGCGAGAGAUUUUUGAGCGGAUGAGCUGCAAGAACAAGUUUGCAUGGUCUGCCAUGAUCAGCGCUUACGUAGAACACGAGGAAACGAGGUCUUCCCUCGAGUGUUUUUGUCUGAUGCUGCUCAAUGGUGUCGAGCCAGAUGAGCUUUCGUGGCGGUUUUAG
Molecule: messenger RNA, 807 nt
Organism: Selaginella moellendorffii
Lineage: Eukaryota; Viridiplantae; Streptophyta; Lycopodiopsida; Selaginellales; Selaginellaceae
Product: pentatricopeptide repeat-containing protein At2g34400-like
Exons: 1
Coding region: 1-807 (268 amino acids)
Biological process (GO): RNA modification
Cellular component (GO): intracellular membrane-bounded organelle
Molecular function (GO): RNA binding; protein binding
Source: RefSeq, a predicted model, not a curated record